Messenger RNA from Suillus paluster, 1297 nucleotides. RefSeq lists its product as uncharacterized. The record is from RefSeq and is a predicted model, not a curated record. Lineage: Eukaryota; Fungi; Basidiomycota; Agaricomycetes; Boletales; Suillaceae. The transcript has 3 exons. The coding region runs from base 140 to 1297 and encodes 385 amino acids.
UAUCGAGGUUUUCGCCGACCUAAGUGGCACUUCCAAAUUACUUGUCGCAUGCACGGUGACGUAAACGCCAUCGUGAUCGAGCGAUCAUCGACUCUCAAGUCCCUCCUCAAGCACUGGGCUCUUCCCCCAUCAGCGCACCAUGUCUGAACCUCCAGCACAACUCCAUACUAUGACAUCCCCACUUCCAAAUAAAAAUCAUUCCAACCGUGACGCUCGGCUUGCUAAUCUACUCCGUAACAGCUACUGCCAAAAUGACAGACUAACAGAAGAACUUAGCGACACAAAGAAACGACUCGAAAAAUCAGAAGCAAGCAGACGUGUUACGCUCGAAUAUUACGAAGAACUCAACAAGUGUCUCGCUGCCAUCGAAUCCCCCACUGCCCACGCACGUGCUGUCUUACACCGUAUUCUCAGAGACGGACUGACAGGUGGUCACAUCCCGAAUAUUAACUGGCGGCUUGACGACUGUAGACUCUACUCCGCAAAUCCCAGAAUCGCAGCUGCCCUCCCUCCUCUUCCUCCCUUCAUCUCUGUUGGCCGUCCUCGCUCAGGCAGUUUUGAUACCCUUCCUAUCUCAUUGCACCACCCCCUUCCAAACGACUUCGCAAUAGGGAAUAUGACCACAAGCCCCCUCUUUUUCCGCUCUAGUAUCCGUGCUACUUCCAAGGACAUGGAAGACCUCCUCCUUGACGCUGCUGGCAAUGAAAGAAGCCAUCUCAAUGCAGACGACCAACCGUCACAGUCUCCCCCCGCUGUCUUGGCGGCCCACCAGUCCAGGGGUAUCCUUGUUGGUCCAUUGGAUCAGCCUGGUCAGCUCAGGACCGAUCAGCCCUGUAUUUUUGCCCCUCCUGUUACCGGUGCCCCCAAAGAAAGGGCAACCCAGGGUCCAGCACAAAUAUCGGUGCCUCACAAUGCCAUCAUCCCUACCUUCGCACCAGUACCCUGCACAACCUCUUUCCACGCCAAUAAUGCCCUCGGCCAGCGCAUUUGUCGCCAAUGUGAUCCACCAAGGCGCUACAAAGACAAGAAGUGCGUCGAAAGAUGGGGGCCUCGGCCAGAGGAACCCGGCACUGUGGGCCGUAUGCGACCGCUGCAGAAAAAAAAUGAAGCAAAUGGAACGGCGGAAACGACCGAUGCAAACGUGGGCGACAGUAGCAGCGCCAUUGCAGCGCGGUUGCACUGUACAUAUAUCAUUCCUGUCGGUGUUAUGGCUGGGACGCAGACACAGACGCAGGCCUUUGCAGGCUCAGCGUCCUUGGCGCCUUCUGUGUCUUUACAGGAGAAGAUAGUGCUCUAG